Trichophyton rubrum CBS 118892 is the source of this 285-nucleotide messenger RNA. RefSeq lists its product as uncharacterized. Lineage: Eukaryota; Fungi; Ascomycota; Eurotiomycetes; Onygenales; Arthrodermataceae. The record is from RefSeq and is a predicted model, not a curated record. Bases 1 to 285 code for a protein of 94 amino acids. The transcript is spliced from 2 exons.
AUGGCUUCCGAAGAUUCCCUACACCACGUUGUGUGUACCUACAAAAAGGAAAAGCUACUGAGUGCAAUUCACGAGGUAACGUAUCUCUUCCAGAAAUGGCCUCAGAAGAUUGCGGUUAUCUGCUCUCGUGGUCCACAAGAUGUCCCCAUGGGCCGCGAUUCAGACCUCAGCCAACUGGCUAGUUACUGGGAAUCAAGGAGGCCCAAGGACAGUAAAAAAGAUUUGAAACAUCUGAUCGGCCCCGGUAAGCCGGUUGCGAGGUUGCCUGCAGGAGCAUCGAAGUAA